Coregonus clupeaformis (lake whitefish) is the source of this 1530-nucleotide messenger RNA. RefSeq names its product GTPase IMAP family member 8. The coding region runs from base 1 to 1530 and encodes 509 amino acids. Gene Ontology annotation, molecular function: GTP binding. NCBI's taxonomy places the organism in Eukaryota, Metazoa, Chordata, Actinopteri, Salmoniformes, Salmonidae. The transcript has 5 exons. The record is from RefSeq and is a predicted model, not a curated record.
AUGAGUGACUCCCUCCAUCUCGCAGAGUUAAGGAUUGUGCUGCUGGGGUACAGAGGAGGAUCUGGGAAGAGUUCAGCAGGAAACACCAUACUAGGCAGAGAGGAGUUUGACCUGAAAACAACUGCUCAGUGUGUGAAGAGACAGGGAGAAGUAGCAGGGAGGCAGGUCACUGUGGUCGACACUCCUGGCUGGUGGAAGAAUCUCCCUGUAGAGUACACUCCUGAGCUGGUUAAACAGGAGAUUUUGCUCAGUGUGUCUCUGUGUACCCCAGGACCCCACACUUUCCUCCUGGUCAUAUCGGUGGGGUUUUUAUACACUGAGGAAGACAGAAGAGCAGUAGAGGAACACUUGACCCUUCUCAGUGAGACAGUCUGGAGUCACACUAUAGUGCUGUUCACCCGUGGGGACUUUCUGGGAGACACAACCAUUGAGCAGCACAUUGAGAGUGAAGGGAAGGCCCUUCAGUGGCUUGUUGAGAAAUGUGGAAACAGGUAUCAUGUCUUCAACAAUGAGAACAGGGGUGAUGUCACUCAGGUCACAGAGCUGCUGGAGAAGAUAGAGGAGAUGGUGGCAGGAAACAGAGGAGGACAUUAUGAGAUAAAGAGAGAGCUACUAGAGAAGAUAGAGGUUUGGAAGAGAAAAAAGGAAGACAAAGCUAAACAGCUGUGCAUGAAGGUGAAGAAACAGAGAGAGAUCCACAGAACAUUUAUAGGGGACUCACUCUAUCUCUCAGAGCUGAGGAUUGUGCUGCUGGGAUCCAGAGAUGCUGGGAAGAGUUCAGCAGGAAACACCAUCUUGGGCAGAGAGGAGUUUGACCUGAGGACAGCGCCUCAGUGUCUGAAGAGACAGGGAGAAGUAGCAGGGAGGCAGGUCACUGUGGUCGACACUCCAGGGUGGUGGAAGAAUCUCCCUGUAGAGUACACUCCUGAGCUGGUUAAACAGGAGAUUGUGUUCAGUGUGUCUCUGUGUCCCCCAGGACCCCACACUCUCUUCCUGGUCAUUCGGGUGGAUGUUUCGUUCAAAGAAGAAGAGACAAAUGCUGCAGAGGACCACCUGGAGCUUCUCAGUGAGAGAGUCUGGAGUCACACUAUAGUGCUGUUCACACAUGGGGACUGUCUGGGAGACACAACCAUUGAGCAGCAUAUUCAGAGAGAAGGGAAGGCCCUCCAGUGGCUUGUUGAGAAAUGUGGGAACAGAUUUCAUGUCCUCAACAAUAACAACAGGGGUGAUGUCACUCAGGUCACAGUGCUUCUGGAGAAGAUAGAUGAGUUGGUGGCAGCCAACAGUGGAGAUGUGUUUUACCCUGAAAGAGAUGGUGACGAAGGAAUUAACUGGAUACCUGAGGAGAUGUGGGAGAAACCAUCUUUGCCAUUAAAAGGAGCUCACAGCAUGUACCCUCUUCCUCUGAGUAUGAGUGGAGACAGCAGACCUGAGACUGGAUAUGAUGGUUCAGAUCAGAUGUCUGGGGUUGGAUCUGUGGCUGAAUCUCUGCAGAGGCUAGAGGCUCUGCGUACGGCUCCCACACAUUAG